Verruconis gallopava is the source of this 1417-nucleotide messenger RNA. RefSeq lists its product as uncharacterized. The transcript has a single exon. The record is from RefSeq and is a predicted model, not a curated record. NCBI's taxonomy places the organism in Eukaryota, Fungi, Ascomycota, Dothideomycetes, Venturiales, Sympoventuriaceae. The coding region runs from base 7 to 942 and encodes 311 amino acids.
GUGCGAAUGAUCCAAAAGGUGCACGACGACGGUUGUUGCUUGUCAGGCGCUAAAUCCUCUCUCCGACCGCCCCAGCGGCAAAAGCUUGGACAAUCCAGGCGCUUGGGUUCUGACUCCGGGAGCGCGGGAUCUGCUCCUGUUCUUCUCAUCCUCGCAGCCCUCGUACGACUUCUCCCUCUUUCCCACACUGCUGUUUUCUUUGAUAAUCCGCCCGGUGCGCUCUUCCCUCGGUCUUGUACUAGCCUCUGCGAGUGCUUUCUCGUUCAGGACCGUCUCUGUGUCUGUUCGUUUUCGUCGCUCGCAGCGAUGACUUCGCAAUCUGGGGUUGCUUUGCAAGAUAUUUCUUUUCCGACCUCGCCAACGACGCCAGCUUCAUCAUACUAUCCCAUGGCCUCCACUUCCUAUUCACCGCGAGAUCUGGGUGUCUCGACGUCGGAUCUUGGUCUGUUUACCCAGCAGUUUGGCCACCAGCCUCUCCACGACCCGAGUGCUGCUGGUAACGUCUACUACCAACCCGCCGCGUCGGGUCCGUAUCACCCUUCAGCAACCCAAUCCCACGCGACACCUUCGCCGCACCAGACAACAUACCAGCCACAUCAGUCAUAUCACCAAUCAUCCUCCCGCUCGCCGAGGCAGCCAACGUCUCGCAUAGUAUGCCCUGCCGGUCAUGUCCAGCACUUGCCCUCUCUCGUUGAGCACAUGGUCAGCACCAUACAGUGUUCCGUGUGCAACGCAUCGCUCGGGACGCCGCAAGCAGACUCACGGGUCGAUGCAGAAGCCCGGAACGAUGAAUUUGAAGACGAGGGCUUUGAAGAGCCGCAGGGUUCUGCGAGGCUCACCUACCGACGAUCCACGGAUAUGUCGACUAAUACGCAGGCUUAUGUGUCCAAGCCGAUCCGAGUCCGAAAAAAGCUUCGCGAUGAAUCAAACGGAGUGCAAUAAUACAGGCACAUUGUAGAACGCAAUAUGGCGUUGUUUCUGCCGUCAACUUCUCAGCUAUGAAGAUACCCAGCUGCAAGCUACGAAAAAGACUGAAUGGAACUUGGGAGGACAGGGACUGGACACGUGCUGUAAUACUAUUUCUGAUGACUGCAUGACACGAGGAAAUGCUUGUUUUUUCUUUUUUAUUUUUCUAAUAAUUUCUUUUUCUUCUGGGAUAUAGAGUGGGGGAGGGACAUUGCAAAGAAGGAAAAUGGAAAAGAGCAAAUGAGCGAGCGAGCGAGCAAGCGAGAAAGUCAUCAUUGGCUGUUAUUUCGAGGGCUUCCCUUUUUUUUUUUAUUUAUCUCAUGUUUUUUUUCUUGAAACACAUCCUACUUGAGAGCUCAAAGACCGCAUAUACCCGCAGUCACUCGUGCUUCAAAAAAAUUGGCAACAAUCACGCCUCAGGCACGUCUAAUUAUUUUUGAAUUUUCAAGUC